GGGAAGGUUGUGGAGGAGAUGGAGAAGUUGGAGGGGGAGAUGGGGGUUGGGAAGCAGUUGAAGUGAUGACUCAACCCUCUCAGACGGAGUAGCCACUUCAGAGCACGACGUUGUACGAUCGUAUUGACAGCAAACGCAAGUAUAUCAAGAUCGUCCAUCCUUCCUCUCCACUGCUUCCCACUCCGAUCUGGAUGAGAACAAAGGUCCUUCCCGUGACGUCACCGCCCAACCCCCCCGCCCUCCGCGACCGCCCAAGCACAAACCACCAAAACCAGCAUCCCAAGAAUCUACCAACCAUGUCAGACGUCAGCGCCGUCCUCGUCGUUAUCAUCACAAUCUUUCUUCCUCCCCUCGGCGUCUUCCUCAUCUCCGGGUGUUCCGCCGAUUUCUUGAUUAACAUUUGCUUGACUGUGCUUGGCUAUCUUCCAGGGCACAUCCAUGCUUUCUAUCUCGAGUAUAAACAUUAUAAGAGGCUGGAAGAGGCGAGGGCGGGAUAUGAGCCUGCGUCAGGAGAGAGGCCUGCUGCGGUUUAUUCGGACUCGACGUUGCAGCCCGGUGCUGGGAAUGGACGUGAUGUUAGGGGGUAUGGGAGUACCGGGCAGACGACUGGUGUCGUCGGACAGCAGCCGCCUGUGUACAAGAAGUAGAGGUGGCCGAUGAACUGGAUAUAUGCCUGCGGUAGGGAGGCCUUGAACAGAUAAC
Molecule: messenger RNA, 702 nt
Organism: Saitoella complicata NRRL Y-17804
Lineage: Eukaryota; Fungi; Ascomycota; Saitoellomycetes; Saitoellales; Saitoellaceae
Product: plasma membrane proteolipid 3
Exons: 2
Coding region: 297-647 (116 amino acids)
Cellular component (GO): membrane
Source: RefSeq, a predicted model, not a curated record